Carlito syrichta (Philippine tarsier) is the source of this 1767-nucleotide messenger RNA. RefSeq names its product nucleolar protein 9 (gene NOL9). Lineage: Eukaryota; Metazoa; Chordata; Mammalia; Primates; Tarsiidae. The transcript is spliced from 12 exons. Gene Ontology annotation, molecular function: polynucleotide 5'-hydroxyl-kinase activity. The record is from RefSeq and is a predicted model, not a curated record. Gene Ontology annotation, cellular component: nucleus. Gene Ontology annotation, biological process: cleavage in ITS2 between 5.8S rRNA and LSU-rRNA of tricistronic rRNA transcript (SSU-rRNA, 5.8S rRNA, LSU-rRNA). The annotation marks the transcript as partial.
CCCGUGCGGCCGGUAGGCCCGGGCCGCGCGUUGCUGCUGCUGCCGGUGAACCAGGGUUUUACUUUUAGUGGGAUCUGUCGUGUGACUUGCCUCUAUGGCCAGGUGCAGGUGUUUGGUUUUACCAUCAGCCAAGGCCAGCCUGCCCUAGAUGUCUUCUCUGUCUAUACCCACACCCAUCUGUCUAUCAAUGCACUUCAUUACUCCAUGCCUGAGAAGAGCAAGAAGGAAAUCAAAAGGGAAGCCCGGACUUUGCUCAAAUCUCAUCUUAACCUGGAGGACAGGUGCUGGUCCAUGCACAAUUUUUCUCCUCUGUGUUCCAUUGUGUUGCUAGAACAUCUGAAAACCUCUACUGUCAGCUUCAUAACCAGCUAUCCAGGUUCAUCCUACAUUUUUGUGCAAGAGAGUCCAGCUUUGCAGAUUACUCCUGAAUAUUUAGUCUUGAAGUCUAUUGGCAUCAGAAAAGAGAAAAAAAAGAAAGGCAUUCAGUUAAGUGAGAGUACCCUUUCAGCACUGGAGGAGUUAGUCACUGUUUCUUGUGAAGAAGUCGAUGGCUGCCCUGUCAUUCUGGUUUGUGGCUGUCAGGAUGUUGGAAAGUCAACGUUUAAUAGAUAUCUGAUUAAUCAGUUGUUAAAUAGUAUUCCUUGUGUUGACUAUAUGGAAUGUGAUCUGGGCCAGACAGAAUUUACUCCUCCUGGCUGUAUUUCUUUGCUUAAUAUUACAGAACCGGUUCUGGGACCACCUUUUACCCACCAGAGGACACCACAGAAGAUGGUGUAUUAUGGGAAAACUUGUUGUAAAGAAAACUAUGAGAAUUACAUUGAAACAAUAAAAUAUGUGUUUAGCUCUUACAAGAGAGAGUCCCCUCUUAUCAUCAACACGAUGGGCUGGGUGACAGACCAAGGGCUGUUGCUUCUCAUUGAUCUGGUCCGAUUGCUAUCUCCUAGCCAUGUGGUUCAGAUUAGCUGUAGCCAGAGUAAAUACAUGCCCAACCUCACCCCGCAGUAUGUGGAUGACAUGGAUGGCUUGUACACCAAAAGCAAGGCCAAGAUAAAAAAUCAAGGUUUCAAACUUGACGAAUUUCCAGAGAUCUUGGAAUUUGCUGACGAAGAAAAAGAGAAUCCAGUUGUGUUUACUGGACAUAAACUGAUGUGUGUUCGCUCAGAGUUUCCACACAGAAAAACUGCAAGAAGUAGAGAUACGUUUAACAGAAUGCUUCGCGAUCUGGCAGUGUUAAGUUACCUUAGCCAGCUGCAGCCCCCAGUGCCAAAACCACUCAGUUCUCUGCAUAGUCUGACACCCUAUCAGGUCCCUUUUAAUGCAGUUGCGCUCCGGAUUACCCAUGCUGAUGUCGCCCCUACCCAUAUAUUGUAUGCCAUGAAUGCCAACUGGGUUGGCCUCUGCAAGAUCCUAGAUGACGUCAGAGGAUACACAGAUGGGCCCAUCCUGCUUGCCCAGACACCCAUAUGUGACUGUGUAGGCUUUGGCAUCUGCAGAGGCAUUGACAUGGAGAAGCGACUGUACCACAUCCUCACUCCUGUGCCCCCGGAGGAGCUAAGAACCGUGAAUUGUCUGCUGGUCGGAGCCAUUGUCAUUCCGCAGUGCAUCCUGAAGAACCAGUAUGGAAUCGAAGGGGCAGUACCAUAUGUCACAACAGAUUACAAUUUUAAACUUCCUGGAGCAUCAGGACUGAUCGGAACAAGAGAAACUGAAGAAAGUCAUAAGGAGAAACCACCGCCAAGAUUUAGGUUUUAUCGAAAAACAAAGUGA